AUGACCAGAGCCUCAGCCUUAGCAGACGCCUUGAACGCUAUCAACAACGCUUCCAAGACCGGUAAGAGACAAGUCUUGAUCAGACCAUCCUCUAAGGUCAUCAUCAAGUUCUUGCAAGUCAUGCAAAAGCACGGUUACAUUGGUGAAUUCGAACUCAUCGAUGACCACAGAUCCGGUAAGAUUGUUGUCCAAUUGAAUGGUAGAUUGAACAAGUGUGGUGUCAUUUCCCCAAGAUACAACGUUAAGAUUGAUGACAUUGAAAAAUGGACUGACAACUUGUUGCCAGCCAGACAAUUUGGUUUUGUUAUCUUGACCACCUCUGCUGGUAUUAUGGACCACGAAGAAGCCAAGAGAAAGCACGUUGCUGGUAAGAUCUUGGGUUUCGUUUACUAA
Messenger RNA from Saccharomycopsis crataegensis, 393 nucleotides. It is a transcript of the gene RPS22A, whose product is annotated as 40S ribosomal protein uS8 RPS22A. Gene Ontology annotation, biological process: translation. Gene Ontology annotation, cellular component: cytosolic small ribosomal subunit; ribosome. Gene Ontology annotation, molecular function: structural constituent of ribosome. NCBI's taxonomy places the organism in Eukaryota, Fungi, Ascomycota, Saccharomycetes, Ascoideales, Saccharomycopsidaceae. The record is from RefSeq and is a predicted model, not a curated record. The transcript has a single exon. Bases 1 to 393 code for a protein of 130 amino acids.